This is a messenger RNA of Megachile rotundata (alfalfa leafcutting bee), 2691 nucleotides long. RefSeq lists its product as uncharacterized. NCBI's taxonomy places the organism in Eukaryota, Metazoa, Arthropoda, Insecta, Hymenoptera, Megachilidae. Gene Ontology annotation, cellular component: cytoplasm. Gene Ontology annotation, molecular function: protein binding. The record is from RefSeq and is a predicted model, not a curated record.
UGACAUUUAUACUCAUAUGUAUAUCUUGUAAUCAGAUUUUAUUGUUUAACCAUGAAUAUGAGUCAAGAAUUAAAUUUGGUAAACUCAUUCAACACGUUACGGUUGACAUUAAAAAAUGAUCCAAGCAAUAUUGUGCAGAAUAAGAAUUUAACUAUAAUCAAAGAAAAAGGUACCAUUGAAGAAAUUUCAGAUACAAGACAAUUGCAAAUUGUAGAAAAGUCACUGUUAAGAAAUCAGUUGCCACAUUUAUUCAGUAGUUUCACAGAAUCAAUAAUAAAUCUAGUUUACCUUGAUUUAUCUGAUAACAGACUAAAUGAUUUACCAAAUUCUAUGAACAUUUUAAAAAAUUUGACGCAUCUAAGUCUAAUGAGUAAUGAGUUUCUUUAUCUUCCGAAUGUUGUGUGUGAAUUAAUUAGUUUGAAAACACUGAAAGCAAAUAACAAUUCUCUAAGGGAAGUUCCAAGUAAUUUAGAAAAUUUAUCAAAGUUGAAAGAGUUGGAUCUGAGUUUUAAUUUAUUAAAUAACUUACCAAGUUCUUAUGCAAACUUAUGUGAAUUAAGAAAUUUAUUUCUUAAUCGUAAUAACUUUAAAAGAAUCCCAAGUUGCAUUGCUGAUGGAAUAGAAAAUUUACAAAUAUUUCAUUUUUCACUAAAUUUUAAUGCAUACUUGAACGUGUUUCCCAAGAGCAGGAACUUGAACACAUUUUAUGCAGAAAACAACGGUAUUUGCCCCUUGUUUCCAAACUGGAUAUUGAGUUCAAAAUAUAACAAGCUUGAAACAGUAUCACUGAACAAUACGAAAUUUAAAGAAUUCAAUUUACCAGAAAACCUAACAGAAUCAUAUGUAAGGAAAUUAUACAUAAAGAAUUGCCAGCUCUUUAAUUCAAUAGUAGAAAAUAUAAUCACAGAAAUGACAAGUCUUGAAGAGCUGUUAAUUGGAAAUACCAAAUUUCUUUCUAAGAAUCAGUUUUGGUCUGUACCAAUUGAAAAGUUGAAAAAACCAUCUAGCCUGAAGAAACUUAAUGCCUGCAACACAGGAAUCUCAACAGUGCCUGAUAAUAUUGGCAAGUGUGUUAAUUUGUCUAUGAUAGACUUGAGCUGUAAUGACCUAUUUUGCUUACCCGAUGCAAUAUGUACAUUGAAAAAUUUGAAUAGUCUAAUAAUACAUAGAAAUCAGCUAACAACUCUCCCUGAGAACAUUGGAGAAUUAAUAUCACUAAAAGAAUUAAACGUGAGCUGUAAUCAUUUAUACAAAUUACCAGAGAGUAUAGAAGCUUUAAGUAACUUACAUUAUUUAGACCUAUUCGAUAAUGAAUUUGAAAUAGUACCAGAAAAGAUCAAGAGUCUAGCAAAUUUAGUAGGAGUGGAUCUUGAGCAAAACUACUUUUCAACUGACAAUUUAUCGCUCAAUAGGAAUACUUCUUAUGAAAAUAUGCGAAAUGAUUUGAGAGAACAUUGGCCAGAAGAGGGUAGAACAUACAAUGGAUGUAAGUCAUACUUAUUGGAACCAUGGUCAGACAACAACAGUGGAUCAGUUUCAUCAAGCACGACCACAGAUAGUUCAUCCGAACAUUGUUAUAAUUUUGGUUUGCCACCUGAAAACACAUCUAAUCAGUUCGCAAAUGAACACUGGGACACUUCGGAAGAUUCGGCUGAUGAAUUUGAUCCUCAUGAAAAUAGAGAACCAAGAAAGCAAACGUAUUCACCGUUUACGUUUUAUCGACCAUCACAGCUUCUAUAUUGUCCGGCUGAAUCCCAUCAGCCACGAAUAAUAUCCCGGGUUAGGAAAAUGUUAAAUGACGGAACUUUAGUUUGGUCGAAGAACUUCGAAGAAGGUCAAUUUGAAGAUUCUUAAAGUAAAUCACAGGAAACCAGUAUUUGAUUUUUAAUUUUAUCAGAAUAUCAGUUGUUAUAUCUACUGAAAACAUUGUUCUGUUUUAUUUAAAACAGAGAAAGUUAAGGGAUUACUGUUUUUGAUAAUAUUUAAGUAUGAAUAGAGUGUUAUAAGUUAGAUAAAGUAAAUAUUUAAAUAUUUUUAUUUAGAAUUCGUGUGUUCUAGGUUUAUUGAGAACUAAUAUUAUUUUAACAAAUGAUUUUUUCCAUUUGAAAGCAGAGUAUUUGUCAUUUAAUUAACUGUUUAUUAGUUGAUGUAACAUGAAUUUACGUUGACCGCUGAAUGAAUCUAGUAAAUAAUAUUUUUAAAUGAGUGAUUAAAUUAUACUGUGUUUAAUCCAAUUGUUAUAAACUUAUUUGUUCAGGCGGUUUCAAACAACAAACGUAAUAACACUAAUAAAGAAUGUGAUAUUGUAAUAAUUGAUCAGGGAUUUAAAUAUUGCUUUAAAGUAUAAUAUUACUUUACAUUGUGCAUACUACUGAUGAAAUAUCUUGCCGAGAUAUAUAAUAAUUUAAACAGGUUAUAAUUAUUUAUAGAAGUAUAAUAAUAGGUUUAAUUGAUAAUUUUAAUGGAGAUAUCAAAGUACAAAGACGAACAACAAAACUUAAAAAAUAUAAUAAAUUCAGUAAUAUAAAAUGCAAAAGAUAAUUUACACUGCCGUGUGUUAUAAAGAUAAUUUACACUGCCAUGUGUUAUAAAUUAUUAUUGUAUAAAUAGACACUUGUAAAGUCCAAUAAGCAUAUAUCUUUUAUAUGUUUUUCUUAUACCUCAUCUGUUUCAGAAUUUGUUUUAUUUCAA